This is a messenger RNA of Gadus macrocephalus (Pacific cod), 2409 nucleotides long. Its product is annotated as serine-rich adhesin for platelets-like. Gene Ontology annotation, biological process: lipid metabolic process. Gene Ontology annotation, molecular function: phosphoric diester hydrolase activity. Bases 1 to 2409 code for a protein of 802 amino acids. NCBI's taxonomy places the organism in Eukaryota, Metazoa, Chordata, Actinopteri, Gadiformes, Gadidae. The transcript has 3 exons. The record is from RefSeq and is a predicted model, not a curated record.
AUGACGAGGUCCAAAGAUGCAAAUGGCGGUCUAUCUCCAGGGACGGGGCAGUCUCCUCCGACGCUGUGUGACCACACUGCCGGCUUCAUGACUGAGGUGUCUCCGGACUUGACCGUAGGACGCUCAACUUUAAUUAGGAAAGUUGUGAGUUUUCAUCUCUCUCUCUCUCUCUCUCUCUCUCUCUCUCUCUCUCUCUCUCUCUCUCUCUCUCUCUCUCUCUCUCUCUCUCUCUCUCUCUCUCUCUCUCUCUCUCUCUCUCUCUCUCCCCCUCACCCUAUCUGUGUCCCUCUGCCCAGAAUUGUUGCAGCCCUCACCUCAUGCUCAGAGACGGGCUUCAACGACGACGAUUAUCUAAACGAGGGUUCCUACAACCUGAACUGGAUGGAGUCCAUCCCUGACGACACACCCCUUUCCACUCUCUCCAUCCCGGGAACGUACGAGAGCCUCACCCUCCACGGGGGCCCCCACAUGAUAUGUCAAGUCUGGCCCUUCGGCACUCAACUCAAAGCCGGGCUGCGAUACUUCGACAUCCAUGUCGGGAAUUGGUUCCUCACCCACCAGAGCGUUGACGUCCGAGACGGGUUCUGGAUGUUGUGGCAAAAAACUGAACUGGAUGAAGUCAUGAAGACAGCCUUGGACUUCCUAGAGACGCAUGCCAGCGAGACAGUGCUGCUAAGACUAACGCUGCACGGAGCGUAUCGUAAGAUAAUCGAAGGGCUGAUCCUUCACCUGGUCAGGCAGCACACGGCUCAAGUGUGGACAGAACUCUCUGUUCCCAGCCUUGAACAAGCCCGGGGUAAGAUUGUGUUGGUUCAAAGUGACAGUUUUAGCACGGGUAUUGUUUACCACGAGCCCGGCUUCCCAAAUGACCACAAGUUCAAGAGCUUUGAGGACCAGGUGACUAAAGUAAAGGAAUAUCUGUGGAUCGCUAAAAGUAUUUGCGACCGCCAUGUUGUUCUGACUGACACAACGGCGUCGUCUAUCUUAACCAGCCCCAAAAUGGUGGCCAGAGGCUUCAACAGUUACCUUAAUGACAUGGUUCUGGGAUACAAGAGGAUUGGUUCCCUUAUGGGCUGCCUGGGAGUGAUUACCAUGAACUUCCCCAGCUCUGAGCUCAUCAAGAACAUUCUAGAAAUCAAUCCCUGUGUUUGUGGAGGGACGGGAGAUGCAGGAGGGCCUGACCAUGUCAUAUCUGGCCCUGAGAAGGACGACGGCACGUUGGCAGGGUCUCGAAUCAUGACUGAACAAGGGUCUGAUUCCUUAGAGGAGAUUCAAACCUCAACUGAACCAGCGUCCGAUGUGGUGGAAGAGACGCACAGUUCUAUGGAAACAGGGUCUGAUUCUGCAGAAGAGAUACAAACCACAUCAGAACCAGAGUCCGAUUCUGUAGAAGAGAUAACAAGUACAACGGAACCAGGUUCGGAUUCUGAGGAUGAUAUGGUUGCUACAACCGAAUCAUGGUCUGAUUCCGAUGAAGAGAGGGUUACUACAACAGUAUCAGGGUCUGAUUCUGAGGAAGAGAUGGUUACUACAACUGUGGUAACGCCCCCUGGACCACAUGAUGGACCAAUUUGGGACAUAACAAUUAGAGGGAUUGAUGAAAAUCUAGAGUCGACAACUGAUCCAGCACGCGGUUCUGAACUUGAAGCUGAUACACCAACCACAACUGAAUCAGGGUCAGACUCUGGAGAAGAGAUUCAAACAACAACUGAAUCAGGGUCCGAUUCUGGAGAAGAGAUACAAACCACAACAGAAUCAGGGAUAGAUGUGAUGGAAGAGACACCUACUUCAAUAGAACCAGGGUCCGAUUCCACAGAAAAGAUACAAACUACUACAAAAGCAGGGUCAGAAUCUGACGAAGAGAUACAAACUAUAACAGAACCAGGGUCCGAUCUGGAGGAAGAGAUACAAAGUACUAUAGAAUCAGGUUCAGAUUCUGCAGAAGAGAUACAAACCAACACAGAAUCUGAAUCUGAUUCCUCAGAAGAGAUACAAACCACAACAGAAUCAGAAUCCCAUUCUGAGGAAGAGAUACAAACUACUACAGAAGCCGGGUCCGAUUCGGAGGAGGAGAUACAGACCACAACAGAUGCUGGGUCUGAUUCAGAGGAAGAGAUACAAACAACAGAACCAGAGUCUGAACCUAUCCCCCAGGGUCAGUGCAGGUUUUGCACCCAACCGAAGAGCCGACAGCCCAACCGGGUCUCAACCUCCAGGACCAGCCUGCAGCCCACCCUCUCCCAGCCCCGGAGCUCUCUAACCCAGACCCAGGCGGGUCACAGCCAGACCCGCCAGCCUCCCAGCAUCCACCACCACAACCUGGGCUCCCAGUUCCCCCCCAGGUCCCAGUCCGGCACACCGAAUCGGUGCAAGACGUGCAUCUCCGGAGACGAAAAUGCCAUGAGAUGA